CCCCCCCUCUGACCUAGACGGCGCCAUAUUUGUUGGCAAACUGUGAGCAGCUGCGCUCUACACGGAGGAGAUGGUGGUGUCCUGUUGGGUAAAUGGCUGCACGAAUCGCGCUGGGGGGCCGAUAAAGUACGGCUUUUACAGCAUCCCGAUAGUCAGACAUCAUGAGGGGGAGCAGACACAGAGAUUAUCAGACGAAAGAAGGAGGCUGUGGCUGGCAAGGAUCAACAGAAAAGAGGAUCCUUCAAAAUACUCAAGAGUGUGUUCAGUCCACUUUGUAAAUGGUAAGCCAUCUGACCUCUAUGCGAGAGCUAAUCCAGACUGGGCUCCGUCUUUGAACUUGUCUAGGAUUUUACCGCCAAGAAGAUCUGCACGGCAAAAACAGCAAUCUAAAGUCACUGUAAAAAGAUAUGCACGAGCUGAAGAGCGAAGAAGAACGAAGGAAAAGCACGAAGUGGCACGCGUGUUACUUGAUCUUCAAAAUAUCCCACCUCCAGAAGAUGACAUAAAUCCAUUGAGUGAUGAACCAACCGGCUUAUUUUACCUGAUGGGAAAAAAUGAACCUAAACAGCCCUGUAAAAAUACAGACCCUGACGCAGAAUACCAGAAACUGCUGACUGAAAAUAUGAUGCUUAAAGCCCAGCUAGACUCUUAUAAAAUCAAGCAGGAAAAUGUAUAAGGAGAAAAAAUGUGCAUAACAGGUGUGUUGUUGGAAGCAAGCAGGCGUGCCAUGAAUGGUGUCGUCAACAAGGUCAUGUGACGUCCAGGAGGCUGUGAGAAAUACAUGUAGAAUAGGAGCUCUGUAAGUGGUCAUUCGAAAGGGUCGGUUCCUUGGGGUGGCUCUUUGAGUCUGCUCUUAUAGGUAAACAUCUGGGGACGCCUUGUGUAUCUAAAGAGCCAUUUUUAUACGAACUGUUAAAAGAAUGUUUCUUUUUCAUUUAGCUGAAGUGAUCUAGAAUAAUGAGCAAAAUGGGUCUGAGUCACUGAAACGUCCUGUUGGAUAACUGAUUGCAUUAAGCAGUAGUUCUGGUUGAAUGAAAGGAGCUGACUGAGUCACGAAAACAUGUCUGGGAGUCGAGCACUAGAUCAACAAAAUGAUACCAUGUUGUUUACUAUUGUUAUGUCUCCAUCAACUGACUAGUAGAGUAUAAUAAGUGUAGUUGAUUUGGUGCCAAAUCAAAUAAUUUCAAUUAAAAGAUGCCAUAUUCAUUUUUGUAAAACAUAUGUACCAUUAACCUCUCUACUGGGGAACAUGGUUAUUUUGCAAUGAAGUAGAGUGUCUCUGUUCAUUUAAUAUUAAAAACAGUUUCAUUUGAA
Clarias gariepinus (North African catfish) is the source of this 1314-nucleotide messenger RNA. RefSeq lists its product as uncharacterized. The coding region runs from base 71 to 676 and encodes 201 amino acids. The transcript has 3 exons. The record is from RefSeq and is a predicted model, not a curated record. Lineage: Eukaryota; Metazoa; Chordata; Actinopteri; Siluriformes; Clariidae.